This is a messenger RNA of Sardina pilchardus (European sardine), 1702 nucleotides long. Its product is annotated as leucine-rich repeat, immunoglobulin-like domain and transmembrane domain-containing protein 2. The transcript is spliced from 3 exons. The record is from RefSeq and is a predicted model, not a curated record. Gene Ontology annotation, molecular function: protein binding. Lineage: Eukaryota; Metazoa; Chordata; Actinopteri; Clupeiformes; Clupeidae. Bases 119 to 1702 code for a protein of 527 amino acids.
CUCCAUCUAUGGAACACUAGCCAUCAUCUCAGUCCUCCUUCAAAUUAACUCUGUAUCAUCGUUCUGUGUCACUGGCUGUUCCUGCACCGAUGAUGGCUUCGGAAGGUCCCUGCUUUGUAUGGAAACCUCCCUGGGCAGAAUUCCCGACAACAUCCCUCCCGACUUCACCAAAAUCCGCGUAGAGAACUCCCACCUAACCGAGAUCCCCCAGAGGUCCUUCUCUAGCGUCAGUGCCUUGGAGUCUCUGUGGCUGAACUUCAACGACAUCACCCUCAUGAACAUUAAGAGCCUGGAGGGUCUGACCAACCUGACCGAGCUGAGGCUCGAGGGCAACAAGCUACGCUCCGUGCCCUGGACGGCGUUCCAAGACACCCCCAACCUGAAGAUCCUGGACCUGAAGCACAACCGGCUAGACGUGCUGCCGGAGAGCGCCCUGCGGCACCUGUCUGAGUUAACCUACUUAGAUUUAUCUUUCAAUCAGCUUACGGUCGUCUCAAGGGACGUCUUCCUCAACUGGCCCCGCUUCCAGAGGCCAAGGCCGGGGGGCAGAAACGAGGAGAGCUCGGCGGCCAACGUGGUGCUCGCCCUCCACGACAACCCCUGGCUGUGCGACUGCCGCCUGAAGGGGUUUGUGGAGUUCGUCAAGUCGAUCAGUCCGCCGAUCAUCCUCAUGAACUCUUACCUGACUUGCGCCGGGCCUGCUUCCAAGGAGGGCAAGUUCUUCCAUGAGGUGGAGCUGAGAAGCUGCAUGAAGCCCGAGACGUCCACCGCACAGGCCAACGUCACACUGCCCCUAGGGGCCAGCGCCUCACUGCAGUGCCUGGUGAAGGCCAGGCCCGAGCCCGUGGUCCGAUGGAUCUACAACCUCAAGAACAUCCGAGGAUUCACAGUGUCCCAGACACAGGUGGACGAGGACACCAUUAACUCCCAGCUCCUAAUCCCGUCGCUGCACCUGGUCGACCGCGGCGUCUACACCUGCGCCGCCAACAACUUCAUCGGCAACUCCUCCGUCCGAAUCGCCGUCGGCGUCGUGGCGAGCAACGUGUCCGUGGCGGCGGCCUCGGGGGCGCCCCACCCGCUGGCCUCCGCCGAGGAGAACGUCUACAUCGACUUCCGCAUCGCCAAGCAGACGGUGUACGGCAUCACCGUGGAGUGGUUCGCCGUCACCGACAACCCGGCGAACACCUGGUACACCAUCCACUUCGGCCGCUUCGACGCGCCCAAGAAGGAGAUGAUCUACAUCGGCCCGGGCAUCACCAGCUACUCCGUGGACCGCCUGCAGCCGCUCACCAAGUUCGAGGUGUGCCUGGCGCUGCGCAACCAGACGCCGCGCGCGGGCCAGUGCAUCGUCUUCGUGACGGGCAGCGACGUGAACGAGCUGGAGCAGCGCGAGCGCCUCAUCCACAUCAUCGUGAUCGUGUGCGCCAUGGUGCUGGCCGUGCCCGCCGGCAUGUACGCCUGCACCACCGACGCGCGCGUGGGCUGCUGCCAGCGCCUGAGCGAGGUGGUGACGGCCAUCCAGGAGCACCGCAAGCAGGAGGAGCGGAGCAGCGACGCGGCCAGCGGCGAGCGCCAGGGCACCUUCGACAGCCUGCAGGCGGCCAGCGACGAGAACCUGUGCCGGGAGUCCGUCGACGACCACAAGAUGCGACGGCGGUCCGAGGACAAGGUGCCGAAGGGAAGCAGUGCCCAGCUCUACUGA